This is a messenger RNA of Triticum urartu, 2306 nucleotides long. RefSeq names its product F-box/FBD/LRR-repeat protein At1g13570. Lineage: Eukaryota; Viridiplantae; Streptophyta; Magnoliopsida; Poales; Poaceae. The record is from RefSeq and is a predicted model, not a curated record. Gene Ontology annotation, molecular function: protein binding.
AGGCGAAAAGAAGUGCCACCAAAAAUCCCCGUCGUCUUCCUCGGAUACCUUCCUUGUUUACUCGCCGCCGGUACGCCUCUUUACUCCCCGCCGAGCCUCGCCGUACUCUACUCCGUCCGACCAACCGGUCGACCCACCGCGGCUCGACCUGCCGCUGCCGCUGCCGGUGCCCUACCUCUUCUCCUCCGCUACCCCCUCUGCCCUUCACGCGCCGCCAUCGCCGUUUCCCUUCCCUGCCUGUCUCAGCCCGGUCCGCUAUUCCGGCCUCUGCUUUCUGAGUCUACAAUGGGGAACAUGCUCACCUUCAUGCCUGGAACAACUGCAGUGGUGAAUCAUUGCCAUCCAAGGCAACUCCACCCAGGAGCCACCAGCAGCAGGAUAGCAGGCCGUCAGUUUGAACCGCUGAGCAUUCUGGCUUUCAGGGCUAUGUCUGAGCACAUAGGACGUAGUGAAGCGUUCUGUCGAAAGCAGAUAUCGAAUGGCCGGUUUCAACUGCUGACCAUUCUGGUUUGCGGAGCAAUCUGUGCCGAGGGAAUUACAGCAAAAGAUCCAUUCAAACUGUGUGGCAUUCUCAUCUGUGGAGUUUUGUCUGACUACAUCCGUCAUGGCGCAAAGGAACCAGCGGUUGAUCUGCUUGGAGACCUUCCAGAGGACGUGUUAUGCACAGUUUUGUCAAAGUUGUCUCUGGAAGAGGCUGUAAGAACCAGUGCCGUCUCAAGGAAAUGGAGAUACUUGUGGACAGCUUGUCCUAAACUGAGUUUCGAUGGAAAUACAAUAUGUGGCAAGAAUAAUUAUGAGAAAAGAGUGUAUAAUCUAGUGUUCAGUCACAUUGUUAAUAGAGUCCUGGGACAGUGCAGGGGCAAGUUGGUUGAAGAGCUUGAAAUCAAAAUUGGGUUGAACCGGAUGUUGGUUGAACAUCUUGAUAAUUGGGUUCGUUUUGCUGUAUCAUCGCGGACAAAGGCACUAGUUUUUGAUUUAGCACGAGAACAGCGUCAACCUCCAGGUUGUGUUGAUCGGUACAAAUUUCCAUUUGAGCUUUUAGAUGAGGACAGUAUACACCGUCUACAGAAACUUCAUCUUAGCUUUGUAGAUCUCCAGCCACCAACGCAUUUUAGUGGUUUCCCUAACGUAAGGAAGCUUGAUCUGAGCAUAGUGAGUGUCAAUGGGAAGGGUAUUCAACAUAUGUUGUCAAACUGCUGUAACUUAGAGUGGCUGAGUAUUGUUAGAUGCCAUCUCAAUGGUGAACUAAAGGUUAACGGCCCACUGCCUCACCUGCUAUACUUGAAAAUUGCUUCGUGCAGAUUAACAAAUAUAGCAUUCCAUGCCGUGAACCUUGCGACUUUUGAAUACAGAGGAGUGGCGGUGCCUAUUGACCUCGGUAAAUCAUCGGAACUGAAAUGUGCAAACAUAUAUUAUUUUGGAGACACUCUUGAGCACACUAUUACCGUGCUUGCUAAAGUUCUUACAAGUGUGCAACAUCUGACCCUCAAUGCAGGCUGUAAAUCAUCAGAGGUUCCCUGUUUGAUGUCUUACCCAUGCAAGUUUUCUCGGAUGACAUACUUACAAUUGAGGUUGGCCUAUGUCAAAGAAUUCGACAGCUUGUCGUUGGUCUCUUUUAUGAGGUCUGCUCCUUUAAUUGAAAAGCUAGAGCUGCACUUUUGUAACGAUGCUUAUGUGCGCGUGGUACAAGAACCUGAACCUAUGAGGAAUCUUUCAAAGCGUCUGUUCAACGACAUGAAGAGCCUGCAUAUUACAGGAUUUGAAGCAUGCAAGGGCGAAGUUGAGUUCCUUAUGCACAUGGUUGAAAAUGCCCCUGCAUUGGAGGUCUUAUGUAUAGAUCACUCAUAUCAAUAUCCAAUAGAAGGCUUUCGCAAAGACAAAGAAUUGGAUGUUGACUUGCUUCAUACAACUACAAGAAGGCAUCUUAAAGGAAAAUUUUCACCCAAUUGCACCUUGAUUUUACUUUAAGGGAUUAGUUGGUGUAGGGAUGUAUAGCCAGGGAUGGAAAUCCGAUGCGGUAUCCUGAAAUGUUGGGGGCAGCAGAGGAUGGACUGUCAGGUUCAGAGAACAUACCGACUCGUUCAGUUGUCCAGUUGCUAUGAGAAGUCCAUCAAGCGUGAUCCGACGGCUCGUGAUGCUUGCCGUGUUUUAACUAGUUACCUGUAGCGUUUCAUUUCAGUGUGAAGGCUAUAUGACAGCCAAGUCCCACCCCUGCGUGGGUAUGCCAUUUCUAUUGUGAUCAAAUUACUUUACAGCUAUACUGCUACAGUACAGUAUAAUGGAGAUUUCCUGUUUGUUUGGCUGAA